AUGCGUAAUACUUUGAUUAAGCACAACGCGGCCGGCGGUGCUCUUGAUAGUUCUCCAGAUAAGGGCCGCCAGCUGCCUUCCUGUGCCAGAACACCAAGGAAAUGUUCAAGUGUUGGAGGCACUUGCGUCAGCGUUGAAGAAGAAUGCAGUGGGCAAGCUAUCUUUGAUCGAUGCAAUAACCAACGCUGCACCUGUUGCAUAGAAUGCUCUAAUACCCCGCCUUGUCUGAGGAGGAGGGGCGAAUGCAUAAGCAACCUGGUAGCGUGCAGAGGCCGAACAUUUGAUGGAGUGUGCACGAGCAAUGAUUGCACAUGUUGCCGUAAACACUCUUGUGGGAAUACCUCGCGCCGGUGCUCUGCGGAGGGAGGAACCUGUGUCAACCUUAUGGACGCCUGUGAAGGGAGAAUGGAGGCCGACCUCUGCUCCAAUCCCAACUGUGGAUGCUGUGUUCCUGAUAAUGGCGGCCAGGUGCAAUCGUGUGACACAACACCAACGAAAUGUUCAGAUGUUGGAGGCACGUGCAUCAGUGUUGAAGAAGAAUGCAGUGGGAGAACAAAUGACGAACUGUGCGACAGCCGCCUCUGCACCUGCUGCAUAGCGCACCAGUGCCCUGCAACCCCCCGGAAAUGUUCGAAUGAAAACGGCAUCUGCAUAAACGUUCAAGAUCAAUGCAACGGGGAGACCAAUCAUGAUCUUUGCCGUAAUCGACAUUGCAAAUGUUGCAUGGAAAGUACCUGUGUUGAAACACGCCAGUGCUCAGAUGAACAAGGUACAUGCAUUCCUAAGACAGAAUCCUGUCCUGGAACCCAAAACGACCAGCUCUGCAACAACAGACGCUGCACAUGUUGCCUAGGGUGUCCUACAACCCCGCCAUGUCAGCAAAGAGGUGGAAUAUGCAUCAGUGAUAAGGAAAAUUGCAGAGGCCGAACAUUCGAUGGAGUGUGCACGAGUAACAAUUGCAAAUGCUGCCGUAAGCAUAGUUGUGAACAAACUACGCGCCGGUGCUCUGAAGUGGGGGGAACCUGCAUGAACCAAAUGGACGCCUGCGAAGGGAAUUUCGAGGCUGACCUCUGCUUUAACCCCAACUGUGGAUGCUGCGUACCUGCUGUGACGUCCACCUCAACUUCAACGUCAACUUCAACUUCAAGUUCAACUUCUACUUCCACUUCGACUUCAACUUCCACCACCACAAGCUCCACUUCAAGCUCAACAUCAACUUCCACUUCAACUUCCACCUCAACUUCCACCUCAACUUCCACCUCAACUUCCACUUCGACUUCCACUUCAACUUCUACCACUACAACUUCCACCUCAACUUCCACUUCAACUUCCACCUCAACUUCAACUUCCACUUCUACCACUACAACUUCAACUUCAACUUCCACCUCAACUUCAACUUCAACUUCUACCACUACAACUUCCACCUCAACUUCCACUUCAACUUCCACCUCAACUUCCACUUCGACUUCUACUUCAACUUCUACCACUACAACUUCCACCUCAACUUCCACUUCUACCACUACAACUUCCACUUCCACCUCAACUUCAACUUCAACUUCUACCACUACAACUUCCACUUCCACUUCCACCUCAACUUCCACUUCCACCUCAACUUCAACUUCCACUACAACUUCCACUUCAACUUCCACCACUACAACUUCCACCUCAACUUCCACUUCUACCACUACAACUUCCACUUCCACUACAACUUCCACCUCAACUUCCACUUCAACUUCCACCUCAACUUCCACUUCGACUUCUACUUCAACUUCUACCACUACAACUUCCACCUCAACUUCAACUUCUACCACUACAACUUCCACUUCCACCUCAACUUCAACUUCAACUUCUACCACUACAACUUCCACUUCCACUUCCACCUCAACUUCCACUUCCACUACAACUUCCACUUCAACUUCCACCACUACAACUUCCACCUCAACUUCCACUUCUACCACUACAACUUCCACUUCCACUACAACUUCCACUUCAACUUCCACUACAACUUCCACCUCAACUUCCACCACUACAACUUCCACCUCAACUUCAACUUCAACUUCCACCACUACAACUUCCACCUCAACUUCAACUUCCACCUCAACUUCCACUUCAACCUCAACUUCCACCACUACAACUUCCACUUCAACCUCAACUUCCACCACUACAACUUCCACUUCCACUUCAACCACUACAACUUCCACUUCAACUUCUACCACUACAACUUCUACUUCCACUACAACUUCCACCUCAACUUCCACUUCAACUUCUACCACUACAACUUCCACUUCAACUUCUACAACUACAACUUCCACCUCAACUUCUACCACUACAACUUCCACCUCAACUUCCACUUCAACUUCUACCACUACAACUUCCACUUCAACUUCUACCACGUCAACUUCCACCUCAACUUCUACUUCUACCACUACAACUUCCACUUCAACUUCUACCACGUCAACUUCCACCUCAACUUCUACUUCUACCACUACAACUUCCACCUCAACUUCAACCUCAACUUCCACUUCAACUUCUACCACUACAACUUCCACCUCAACUUCCACUUCAACUUCUACCACUACAACUUCCACCUCAACUUCUACUUCAACUUCCACUUCAACUUCUACCACUACAACUUCAACCUCAACUUCCACUUCUACCACUACAACUUCCACUUCCACCUCAACUUCCACUUCAACUUCUACUACUACAACUUCCACUUCAACCUCAACUUCUACCACUACAACUUCCACUUCCACCUCAACUUCUACCACUACAACUUCCACUUCCACCUCAACUUCUACCACUACAACUUCCACUUCAACUUCUACCACUACAACUUCCACCUCAACUUCCACUUCAACUACUACAACUUCCACUUCCACCUCAACUUCUACCACUACAACUUCCACUUCCACCUCAACUUCUACCACUACAACUUCCACUUCAUCUUCUACCACUACAACUUCCACCUCAACUUCUACCACUACAACUUCCACUUCAACUUCUACCACUACAACUUCCACUUCAACCUCAACUUCCACUUCAACCACUACAACUUCCACUUCAACCUCAACUUCCACUUCAUCUUCUACCACUACAACUUCCACGUCAACUUCUACCACUACAACUUCCACUUCAACCACUACAACUUCCACUUCAACCUCAACUUCCACUUCUACCUCAACUUCCACUUCAACCACUACAACUUCCACUUCAACUACCACAACUUCCACUUCAACUUCAACCACUACAACUUCCACUUCCACUUCAACCACUACAACUUCCACUUCAACCACUACAACUUCCACUUCAACCACUACAACUUCCACUUCAACCACUACAACUUCCACUUCAACUUCAACCACUACAACUUCCACUUCAACUUCAACCACUACAACUUCCACUUCAACCACUACAACUUCCACUUCAACCACUACAACUUCAACCACUACAACUUCCACUUCAACUUCAACCACUACAACUUCCACUUCAACUUCAACCACUACAACUUCCACUUCAACUUCAACCACUACAACUUCCACUUCAACUUCAACUACUACAACUUCCACUUCCACCACUACAACUUCCAGUUCAACUUCAACCACUACAACUUCCAGUUCAACUACAACUACCACAACGACGACGGCCCCUUAA
Molecule: messenger RNA, 3654 nt
Organism: Penaeus chinensis
Lineage: Eukaryota; Metazoa; Arthropoda; Malacostraca; Decapoda; Penaeidae
Product: serine-rich adhesin for platelets-like
Exons: 4
Coding region: 1-3654 (1217 amino acids)
Source: RefSeq, a predicted model, not a curated record